Molecule: messenger RNA, 666 nt
Organism: Plasmodium gonderi
Lineage: Eukaryota; Apicomplexa; Aconoidasida; Haemosporida; Plasmodiidae
Product: step II splicing factor
Exons: 2
Coding region: 1-666 (221 amino acids)
Biological process (GO): mRNA splicing, via spliceosome
Cellular component (GO): spliceosomal complex
Molecular function (GO): pre-mRNA 3'-splice site binding
Source: RefSeq, a predicted model, not a curated record
AUGUGGAUAAACAAAAUCGGAAAUAAAAGUGCUUCUUUUAUAAACCAUAAGCAUUUUCACCCAGGCAAUAUAAAGAACCUCGAAAGGGUAUGGCUAGCUGAAGAAAAGGAACGCAAGAGGAAAGAAGAAGAAGAAAAAUAUUUAAAGAAAAAAGAAGAGCAAUACAAGUUAUUCGUUCUAAAACAGCAACUAAAAAAGAAUGAACAGGAAGAAGAAAAUAAAAAUGACUUGAGUAAUAUUCUGUACGAUAUAAAUAAAGAAGGAAAAAGAGGAAAGACAAAGAAAAAAAUAUAUACAGCGAAUAAUGAGCAUGCUUCUGUUGAACAAAAUAGGAAUGAAGAGAGGGACACAAAAAAUAACAAAUUAAUUGUUAAGUCAAAAUACAAUGAAGACGUUUUUGUAAAAAAUCAUAAAUCUGUUUACGGAUCUUACUAUGACAUGGAAAAAAAAAAGUGGGGAUACAAAUGCUGCAAAACUAUUUAUAAAAGUGGAACGUGUACGAACUACGUAUCAAAUGAUGGUAGAAUUAAUGAUGCAUACAACAAGAAUGUUAAAAAGGAUCUAGAUAAGGAGAAUAACAAAAAGAAAAAUAAGAAGAACAAAAAAAAGAAAAAAAACAAUCAUUUUGAUAACAGUAUAUCAGCAGUUUUGGACAAGUUUUUAUGA